Molecule: messenger RNA, 3682 nt
Organism: Xyrauchen texanus (razorback sucker)
Lineage: Eukaryota; Metazoa; Chordata; Actinopteri; Cypriniformes; Catostomidae
Product: cullin-1-like
Exons: 23
Coding region: 398-2734 (778 amino acids)
Biological process (GO): SCF-dependent proteasomal ubiquitin-dependent protein catabolic process; protein ubiquitination
Cellular component (GO): SCF ubiquitin ligase complex
Molecular function (GO): ubiquitin protein ligase binding
Source: RefSeq, a predicted model, not a curated record
GACUGUGUUUUCGUGAGCACGCGCUGACGGAGUUUUUCUGUGUUCGUUGUUUCGGCAUCGCUGUUUUUUAUGUGUAUUAGUAAAAAACAAAGUUCGCCACGUGAGAGUUUGAUAUCUUAAGGGAUUAUUGAUCAUUGGGAGACGGAACGGCGGCAGAGACUCAUGUUUAUGCUUGAAUGUAUUUCUGGAUGAUGUGGAAGAAAGAAAAGAAUACAGGUUUUGAACAACAUGAGGGUUUAUUUCCUGUCUGUCACUAUACCCUGAGGGUCUGUUCCUCGUCAUCCUCUCUCGCUGCAAGACUCUAUGGAGGAGUAGCUCUUGAGUGACAGGGACGAGAGCCAAUCAAACGUCAGUAGGUGUGACAGACUCACUGCAGCAGGGCCUAAAGGAAGAGAGGAUGUCGUCAAACCGGACCCAGACCCCUCAUGGUCUGAAGCAGAUCGGGCUGGACCAGAUCUGGGAUGAUCUGCGAGCAGGAAUACAGCAGGUGUAUACCCGUCAGAGCAUGGCCAAGUCACGCUACAUGGAGCUCUACACUCAUGUGUAUAAUUAUUGCACUAGUGUUCAUCAGUCGAAUCAGGCCCGUGGUGCAGGUGCCCCCCCGUCCAAACCUUCCAAGAAGACCGCCUCACCUGGAGGGGCUCAGUUUGUGGGGCUGGAACUUUAUAAAAGACUGAAGGAAUUUCUAAAGAAUUACCUUACAAACUUACUAAAGGAUGGAGAAGAUCUCAUGGACGAAAGCGUGCUGAAGUUCUACACGCAGCAGUGGGAGGACUACAGAUUCUCCAGUAAAGUGCUCAAUGGGAUCUGCGCUUACCUCAACCGCCACUGGGUGCGCCGGGAGUGCGAUGAGGGCCGGAAGGGGAUCUAUGAAAUCUACUCUCUUGCUCUGGUGACGUGGAGGGAAUGUUUGUUUCGGCCACUGAAUAAGCAGGUCACAAAUGCAGUAUUGAAGCUGAUUGAAAAGGAAAGGAAUGGAGAAACCAUCAACACCAGGCUCAUUAGUGGUGUGGUCCAGUCUUAUGUUGAGUUGGGUCUCAAUGAGGAUGAUGCCUUUGCUAAAGGUCCAACUCUCUCGGUCUACAAGGAGUACUUUGAAACUCAGUUUCUGGCUGACACAGAACGGUUUUACACAAGGGAAAGCACUGAGUUCUUACAACAGAAUCCUGUUACUGAGUACAUGAAGAAGGCAGAGGCCCGCUUGCUGGAAGAGCAGAGGAGGGUGCAGGUGUACCUCCACGAGAGCACACAGGACGAGCUGGCCAGGAAGUGUGAGCAGGUGCUCAUCGAGAAACAUCUGGAGAUCUUCCACAUGGAGUUUCAGAACCUUCUGGAUGCUGACAAAAAUGAAGAUCUUGGCCGCAUGUACAACCUUGUGUCACGGAUCACAGAUGGAUUGGGAGAGCUCAAGAAACUUCUGGAAACUCAUAUUUAUAAUCAAGGCCUGGCAGCCAUCGAGAAAUGUGGGGAGUCUGCUCUGAAUGACCCCAAAAUGUACGUACAGACUAUUUUGGACGUCCACAAGAAGUACAAUGCAUUGGUGAUGUCAGCAUUCAACAAUGAUGCUGGUUUUGUGGCUGCUCUUGACAAGGCUUGUGGACGCUUUAUUAAUAACAAUGCUGUUACCAAGAUGGUUCAAUCCUCCAGCAAAUCUCCUGAACUACUUGCCAGAUACUGCGACUCUCUGCUUAAGAAAAGUUCCAAAAAUCCAGAGGAGGCAGAACUUGAAGACACUCUCAAUCAAGUGAUGGUGGUGUUCAAGUACAUUGAGGACAAGGAUGUGUUCCAGAAGUUCUAUGCAAAGAUGCUGGCCAAACGUCUGGUCCAUCAGAACAGUGCCAGUGAUGACGCAGAGGCCAGCAUGAUCUCCAAACUAAAGCAAGCAUGUGGCUUCGAAUACACAUCAAAACUCCAGCGCAUGUUCCAGGACAUUGGAGUGAGCAAAGACCUCAAUGAACAAUUCAAGAAACACCUUACAAACUCAGAACCUUUGGACUUGGACUUCAGCAUCCAGGUGCUGAGCUCGGGUUCAUGGCCCUUUCAGCAGUCCUGCACUUUUGCUUUGCCAUCAGAGUUGGAGAGGAGCUACCAAAGGUUCACAGCAUUCUAUGCCAGCAGACACAGUGGCCGCAAGCUCACCUGGCUUUACCACCUGUCCAAAGGAGAACUGGUCACCAACUGCUUCAAAAACCGUUACACCCUACAGGCAUCCACGUUCCAGAUGGCCAUUUUACUGCAGUAUAACACGGAAGAUGUUUAUACAGUCCAGCAGCUGACAGACAGCACACACAUCAAAAUAGACAUACUGGUGCAGGUUUUGCAAAUAUUAUUGAAAUCCAAGUUGUUGCAGGUUCUAGAGGACGAGAACGCAAACGUGGAUGAAGUGGAAUUCAAACCUGACACCCUCAUAAAACUCUUUCUGGGUUAUAAAAAUAAAAAGCUGCGAGUGAACAUUAAUGUGCCAAUGAAGACAGAGCAGAAACAGGAACAGGAAACGACGCACAAAAAUAUCGAGGAGGACAGGAAACUCCUGAUACAGGCGGCUAUAGUGAGAAUCAUGAAGAUGAGGAAGGUUCUGAAGCACCAGCAGCUCCUGGCAGAAGUUCUGAACCAGCUCUCAUCCAGAUUCAAACCCAGAGUCCCCGUCAUCAAGAAGUGCAUUGACAUCCUCAUAGAGAAGGAAUAUCUGGAGCGGGUGGACGGAGAGAAGGACACAUACAGCUACUUGGCCUAAACAUUUCAUUGCUCCUCCACUUCUUUAAUGUCUUUCACUCUCACUUUUUUAAGUUGUCUCUUGGGUAAUAAAUAUCAUUCCUCUUGAUGUUCGGCCUGUGUUGAUGGGAAUUUGAGCACAGAAGGAAUUCUAAAAAGGAAAAGGACAUACAAAAGGGGAGUGUUUGUGUGUGCAUCAGUGAGUAUGUGUGAGAGAGCAGAGAGAGAGAGAGAGCUUGACUUUACUGUUGUAUUGGAGCAACCCACCCUGGAGGGACAGACUGCAUUUGCAAUGUACAUACAUACAUACAUACAUACAUACAUACAAACAAACAAACCUUGAGCUUUAAUCUUACAAAAUAAAACCUUACAGGUUUUAGAAACCCAAUCAGAAAUAAACCCUUCACAUUAAGCAUGCUAUUGCCUCUCAGCAUUUACAUGAAGAAGAAAGAAAUAUGAACAAAGAUCAUUUUUAAUCUUGGGGAAGAAAGGGGCUAUGAUGCCUGGAAAGUGUAUUAAGAUAUAAAAAGAAUAAAAUAGGAAAAGGGUGCAAUUUUAGCUGUACUACCCUAGAAGAAACGAGUUGGGCAGGUCUGUAGAAGUGUAAUCUGCAUUGUAACCUACCAGAAAAACCAUUUGUAUAGUGUGGUUCACUUUUUUAAAUGCGUGUUAAAUAAAAUAAUUAAAAGUUUCUGUAUUUCUGAUGCUGUUGAGUCACUGACAAACAGACCCAUGGAGCCAUAAGGGAAUGUUUUGAAUAUAAGCCAUUAUGCAUAUUUUAGACAUUCAUAGGUAGUUGACAUGUAACAAGCUAUGCUCUGCCAAAAUGUAUUUUAAAUAGCAUUAAUUCUUCAUGCAUGCUUUUAUGGACGCCUGUUAAGUGAGAGACUACAUGGAAUAUGUAUACUUAAAAGAUCAAUUGUCUUGUUGCAGGAGCAUAUAAAAUGAAUUGGUGAAGGCAAAAGAUGAU